GGAGGCGCAGGCGGAGGCCAGUGCGGCGGGCAGGCGGGCGGCGGAGCUGCGAGCCGCAGCACUCAGCAGGCAGAUGCAGCUCUCCUCCCGCUCCUCCUCCUCCUCUGCUGCCGCGGCGGUUGAGGCGGCGGAGGUGCGUCAGGACCUGGAGAGCGCGGAGGCGGGCCUGCGGGAGGCGGCGGCGGCGGUGGUGGCCAGCGCGGAGGUGGUGGUGGCCACGUGUACGGCAGCGGGGGACAGCUUGCUGGAUGGCAGGCCCUGGCGCUGUGUGGUGGUGGACGAGGCCAGCCAGGCCACCGCGCCCUCCCUGCUGGUGGCGCUGACCCGCGGGUCGGCCUUCGCGGUCCUGGCGGGCGACCCGCGGCAGCUGCCGCCCACCGUGCUGUCGGAGGAGGCGCUGGGGCUGGGUCUGGACGUGACGCUGUUCGAGAGGGUGGCGGGGGGAGUGGGAGGCGUGUUGCCGCUGCUGCUGGACACACAAUAUCGCAUGCAUCCCGCCAUCUCCGCCUUCCCCUCCGCCUUCUUCUACGGCGGGCGGCUGAAGGACGGAGUGGGGGAGGCGGACAAGCCCGUGCCCAAGGGCUUCCCCUGGCCUCACCCCGCCAAGCCCCUCGCGCUACUGCACGUCACGGGAGGCCGUGAGGAGACCGCGGGAGGGCUCGCGGAGCCGCCCGCCGCCGCCUCCUCCACCUCCACCUCCUCUUCUUCCACAUCCACAUCCCCUGUAGCGUCAUCAAGUGGUGUUGGUUCCGGCAGCGGUGCAGGUGCGGCAGCAGGGGGCAGCAGCGGUGCGGGGGGCAGCAGUGGAGGCGAGCGGUCCUCCUACCGCAACCCCGCUGAGGCGCUGUUGGCGCUGGCGGUGAUCCAGCAGCUGCUGGCGGCAGGUGACGUCAGCAGUGCCGCCAUCCUGACUCCCUACCGCGGCCAGGUUCGGCUGGUCGAGGCGCUCGCCCGGCAGCGGGGCCUGGAUGCGGUGUGGUCCCGGUCCGGUGCGGAGGUGGCGGUGAGCACUGUGGACGGCUACCAGGGGCGGGAGGCGGACGUGGUGGUGUUCUCGGCGGUCAGGUCCAACCCCCGAGGUGCCGUGGGGUUCCUGUCCGACCCCCGCCGCAUGAACGUGGCCAUCACCCGGCCUCGGAGGGGGCUGGUGGUGCUGGGGGACACGGACACGCUGACCCGUGGGUCACGGGACUGGGCCACCUACGUCAAGUGGGCCAGGUCGCAGGGACUGGUAGCGGCCGAUCAGGAUGUGAUUGAUGUGGAGGCGGCGCUCGCAUGCAGCCUACCGCCCGCUGCUGGGGCGGGAAACGAGGACAGCAACAGCGGUGGUGGCAGCGGGAGGGCUGGAAAUCGUGUCAGCAGCAACGGCGGAAAUGGUAAAGUGGUCGGUACCGGUAGUGUCAAAUUAGCGAAGAGCGAGGACAGCAGGAAUGGGAGCAAGGGCAGCGCCGGGAAUGUGCCAGCGGCGGCUGUAGCCGCUGCGGUGUUGGCCAUAGACACUUCAGAACUGGAAGAAGAGGAGGUUUGGGAGGAAGGAAAGGAUAACACGGGCGACGGUGAAAGGAUAACACGGCCAAAGGGUGGAAAGUUAGUGCGAGUGCGUGCGGUGCAGAGACGUGCGGUGCAGCAGCAGCAGCGGGAGCAGCCCGAGGAACAGGACGGGCAGGAGCAAGGCGAGCCGCGCGUGUUGAAGGUGAAGAGGCGGUUGAAAGGCGGCCGAAUGGCUGCCGGUUUCACAUGAGGUGAACUAUCUAAAACGUUUCUCAUAAUCGCGGGUACGGCAGUUGGUUAUGCAGAAGCUGUUGUUAAUGAUGAGUGUGAUGAGGCAUGGGGCAUUCGGACUUCCGUACAACGCGCGGCCAUGCAUGUGUUGUCCCGUGCUUUUCGAUACUUCUUGUAGUACGGUAUGGUUCUGCGGAAUUGUGAGGAAAUGCAGUAUUAUGACAUGCUAUUAAUGCCGUACUAAGCACACUGCUGUACGGCUGGUAAUGGGUAAGGGGGUUUGCAGGAAUUAGGCAGGAGGGUGUUCCUCGGCAUUUAUGUACGCAGGAUGGUGAUCCCAUUUGAAUGAAUAGAAUUGCUUACCGCUACACGUGCCCAAAACUCUAAUUGUAAUAACGAAGGGAU
Molecule: messenger RNA, 2127 nt
Organism: Astrephomene gubernaculifera
Lineage: Eukaryota; Viridiplantae; Chlorophyta; Chlorophyceae; Chlamydomonadales; Astrephomenaceae
Source: the annotation of a GenBank genome assembly